Messenger RNA from Miniopterus natalensis, 7634 nucleotides. Lineage: Eukaryota; Metazoa; Chordata; Mammalia; Chiroptera; Miniopteridae. The record is from RefSeq and is a predicted model, not a curated record.
AGUCGGCUGCUCCGGGGCCCGCAAGGUUGGGGAGUGAAUGAGCGGCUCACGCUAGUCUCCUCCCCGCCCACUCCCUCCACUUUCCGCCGCCGGGACCGGGCCGGGCGGGGGCUGGAGACUGCCGUGGCGGCAGCAGCCGCAGGAUGUUCUCCAAGAAGCCGCACGGGGACGUGAAGAAAUCUACCCAGAAGGUGCUGGACACCAAGAAGGACGCGCUGACCCGCCUCAAGCACCUGCGAUGCGUCAUCGAGAAUGCAGAGUCUAUCGAUCUUAAACAGUUUUUUGACCAGCAUUUUUCACAUAUCUAUUAUGUGUUCUUUGAGAAUUUUGUGACUAUUGAAGCUAGUCUUAAACAGAAAGGUCACAAGUCUCAAAGGGAGGAAUUGGAUGCUAUACUUUUUAUUUUUGAGAAAAUUUUACAACUUCUUCCAGAAAGAAUUCAUCAGCGAUGGCAGUUUCAUAGUAUUGGAUUGAUUUUAAAGAAACUACUUCACACAGGAAACUCCUUGAAGAUCAGGCGGGAAGGUGUUCGUCUUUUCUUAUUAUGGUUGCAAGCCCUUCAGAAUAACUGUAGCAAAGAACAGCUCUGGAUGUUUUCAUGCUUAAUCCCUGGAUUUUCAGCGCCACAAUCUGAAUAUGGACCGAGAACUUUAGAUAAUCUCAUUAAUCCUCCACUCAACCUUCAAGAAACUCAAGUUACUAUAGAGGAAAUUACUCCUCUUGUUCCCCCACAAUCAGGAGAUAAAGGACAAGAAGAUCUCACAAGCUAUUUUCUUGAAGCACUUUUAAAAUAUAUAGUAAUUCAGGUAAAAAGUUUAGAAUGGAAGAACAAAGAAAACCAAGAAAGGGGAUUUUCAUUUUUGUUUUCACAUUUUAAGAAAUACUACUUGCCUUAUAUUUUUCCAAACAUGUGCAAGGAGAACAGUUUAUAUCAUCCUGUACUUGAUAUCCCACAGAUGAGACCAAAGCCACAUUAUGUCAUGAUAAAGAAGGAUGCUGAAACCAAUGAAGCAAUAUAUUGUACAAAAGAGCCUUUCAUUAAGGCUCGUGUUAUUGUCAUGCGUUGGCUGGUUUCUUUCUGGCUUGAGCCAAAGCCACAUACAGGACCUCAUAUUCCUGGGAUGGAAGGUGAAGUCUUGCCAAAGAAUAUUCAGAGAGCAGCAGCUAGUUUGGUAUCCAGAGAAGAAAACAAAAAUGAUAAUACUGAUAAAACUGAUAGAACUACAGAACCAGAACAGUCUCAUUCUAAUACAAGCACUCUGACAGAGCGAGAACCUAGCUCAUCCAGUCUCUGUAGUAUUGAUGAAGAACAUCUCACAGACAUUGAAAUAGUUCGCAGAGUUUUUUCUUCUAAAAGAAGUAAUGUAAACUUUGUCACAGAGAUAUUUCGUCAGGCAUUUUUAUUACCAAUCUGUGAAGCAGCAGCAAUGAGAAAAGUGGUAAAAGUAUAUCAAGAAUGGAUUCAGCAAGAGGAAAAACCUUUGUUCAUGCAAGAGCCUGAAGAAAUUGUGAUUUCUUCUUCUGACUUACCUUGCAUUGACAAUGUCACAGACCAUGAUAUUUCAGUGGAAGAAGGAGAAAAGAGAGAAGAGGAAAAUGGGACCAAUAUUGCUGAUCAUGUUCGAAAUUCCACUUGGGCAAAAAACGGCACCUACCAAGAUGUUCUUCAUAAUGCCUCUGAAGAAGCCACAGAACAAAACAUACGGGCUGGUACCCAGGCAGUUUUGCAGGUGUUUAUUAUAAACUCAUCAAAUAUAUUUCUUCUUGAACCUGCAAAUGAAAUAAAAAGUCUUCUGGAUGAGCACACAGAUAUGUGUAAACGAAUUCUUAACAUUUAUCGGUUCAUGGUUGUGCAAGUAUCAAUGGACAAAAAGACUUGGGAACAGAUGCUGCUUGUGUUGCUCAGAGUCACGGAGUCUGUGCUGAAGAUGCCAUCACAAGCUUUUCUGCAGUUCCAGGGGAAAAAAAAUAUGACCUUGGCAGGUCGACUUGCAGGACCACUUUUCCAGACUCUUAUAGUUGCCUGGAUCAAAGCAAAUCUAAAUGUGUACAUUUCCCGAGAACUUUGGGAUGACCUACUCUCAGUCUUGUCAUCAUUGACCUAUUGGGAAGAGUUAGCCACUGAGUGGUCACUGACUAUGGAGACACUAACUAAAGUUUUAGCUAGAAAUUUAUAUAGUUUGGAUCUCAGUGAUUUACCUUUGGAUAAGCUGAGUGAACAGAAGCAAAAGAAGCACAAAGGGAAAGGAGUUGGACAUGAAUUUCAGAAAGUUUCAGUUGACAAGUCAUUUUCUAGAGGAUGGAGUCGUGAUCAGCCUGGCCAAGCCCCAAUGAGACAGAGAAGUGCAACAACCACUGGUUCCCCAGGAACUGAAAAGGCAAGGAGUAUAGUACGGCAAAAAACUGUUGAUAUUGAUGAUACUCAAAUACUUCCCCGCCCAAGUAGAGUCAGACAUUUUUCACAAAGUGAAGACACUGGGAAUGAAGUUUUUGGUGCUUUGAAUGAGGAACAGCCAUUGCCUCGAAGUAGCAGCACUUCUGACAUCUUGGAACCAUUCACUGUUGAACGAGCCAAAGUCAAUAAAGAGGACAUGAGCCCCAAACUGCCUCCUCUUAAUAGUGAUAUUGGCAGCAGCAAUGCUAAUGUUCCUGAUCUGAUGGAUGAAUUUAUAGCAGAACGACUUCGAAGUGGUAAUGCCUCUACUAUGACAAGAAGAGGAAGUAGCCCAGGCAGCCUUGAAAUUCCCAAAGACCUCCCUGAUAUUCUAAACAAGCAGAACCAAAUGCGCCCUAUUGAUGACCCAGGUGUACCUUCAGAAUGGACUUCUCCUGCCAGUGCAGGCAGCAGUGAUCUUAUCAGCUCAGAUAGUCAUUCGGAUUCUUUCAGUGCUUUCCAAUAUGAUGGCCGAAAAUUUGACAAUUUUGGCUUUGGAGCUGAUACUGGAAUUGCGUCCUCUGCUGAUAUGGAUUCAGGUUCUGGUCAUCAUCAGAGUGCUGAAGAGCAAGAAGUGGCUAGUCUGACCACGCUUCACAUAGAUUCUGAAACAAGCAGUCUAAAUCAACAAGCUUUCUCUGCUGAAGUUGCCACGGUUACUGGUUCAGAAAGUGCUUCUCCAGUUCAUUCAGCUCUGGGAUCCAGGUCACAAACACCUUCUCCUUCCACAGUGAAUAUAGAACAUAUGGAACAGAAAGAUCUGCAACUUGAUGAGAAGCUCCACCACUCUGUUCUUCAGACGCCAGAUGACCUAGAAAUCAGUGAGUUUCCAUCUGAAUGUUGUAGUGUGAUGGCAGGGGGUACUCUCACAGGAUGGCAUGCUGAUGUCGCUACUAUAAUGUGGCGAAGAAUGCUAGGCAUUUUGGGAGAUGUCAACGCUAUUAUGGAUCCUGAAAUACAUGCUCAAGUUUUUGAUUACCUCUGUGAACUUUGGCAGAAUUUAGCUAAGAUUAGAGAUAACCUCGGCAUUUCAACUGAUAACCUGACCUCCCCUUCUCCACCAGUUUUGAUUCCUCCACUGAGAAUUCUUACACCUUGGCUUUUCAAGGCAACCAUGUUGACUGAUAAAUAUAAGCAAGGUAAACUGCACGCUUAUAAACUUAUUUGCAAUACAAUGAAAAGAAGACAAGAUGUUUCUCCGAAUAGAGAUUUUCUGACACAUUUCUAUAAUAUAAUGCAUUGUGGAUUACUUCAUAUUGAUCAGGAUAUUGUCAAUACAAUCAUCAAGCACUGCUCACCUCAAUUUUUUUCACUUGGUUUGCCUGGUGCCACAAUGCUUAUUAUGGAUUUUAUUGUAGCAGCUGGCAGAGUGGCUUCAUCAGCUUUUCUCAAUGCACCAAGAGUGGAAGCACAAGUUCUUCUGGGAUCUUUGGUUUGCUUUCCUAACUUAUAUUGUGAAUUGCCUGCUCUUCAUCCCAAUAUUCCUGAUAUUGCUGUGUCUCAGUUUACAGAUGUUAAGGAACUUAUAAUCAAAACUGUACUAAGCUCAGCAAGAGAUGAGCCCUCUGGUCCUGCACGAUGUGUAGCACUUUGCAGUUUAGGUAUUUGGAUUUGUGAAGAACUGGUCCAUGAGUCUCAUCAUCCGCAAAUUAAGGAAGCUCUGAAUGUAAUUUGUGUUUCCUUAAAGUUUACUAAUAAAACAGUAGCCCAUGUAGCUUGUAACAUGCUUCAUAUGCUGGUUCAUUAUGUGCCUAGACUUCAAAUUUACCAGCCUGACUCUCCCUUGAAAAUUAUUCAAAUCCUGAUAGCCACUAUUACCCAUCUUUUGCCAAGUACAGAAGCUUCAUCUUAUGAAAUGGACAAGAGGUUGGUGGUAUCUUUACUUCUGUGCCUUCUGGACUGGAUCAUGGCCUUACCUCUAAAGACACUGCUCCAACCAGUCCAUGCUACAGGAACAGAAAAUGAUAAAAUAGAAAAAUCUGUCCUCAAUUGCAUUUAUAAGGUAUUACAUGGAUGUGUUUAUGGAGCUCAGUGUUUUAGCAAUCCAAGGUAUUUUCCAAUAAGCCUAUCAGACUUGGCAUCUGUAGAUUAUGAUCCUUUUUUGCAUUUGGAAAGUCUGAAAGAACCUGAACCUCUGCACUCUCCUGAUUCAGAACGAUCUUCCAAACUCCAACCAGUAACAGAAGUGAAAACUCAGAUGCAACAAGGACUGAUUUCUAUAGCUGCUCGCACUGUUAUUACACAUCUGGUAAAUCACUUGGGCCAUUAUCCAAUGAGUGGUGGUCCUGCUAUGUUAACAAGUCAGGUGUGUGAAAAUCAUGACAAUCAUUACAGUGAAAGUACUGAACUUUCUCCUGAACUCUUUGAGAGUCCAAAUAUCCAGUUCUUCGUGUUGAACAAUACAACUUUAGUGUCUUGUAUUCAGAUCAGAUCAGAAGAGAGUAUACCUGGAGGAGGCUUAUCUGCUGGUCUUGCAUCAGCUAAUUCAAAUGUCAGGAUCAUAGUACGUGAUCUUUCUGGAAAAUAUUCAUGGGAUUCUGCCAUCCUGUAUGGACCACCUCCUGUAAGUGGCUUGUCAGAACCUACAUCUCUCAUAUUUUCAUUGUCUCACCAAGAGAAGCCAGAAGAGCCUCCUACAUCUAAUGAAUGCUUGGAAGAUAUAACAGUAAAAGAUGGGGUUUCCUGCCAGUUUAAAAGAUUUAGAGAAACUGUACCAACUUGGGAUACAAUCAGAGAUGAAGAAGAUGUUCUUGAUGAGCUUUUGCAGUAUUUAGGUGUGACUAGUCCUGAAUGCUUACAGAGAACUGGAAUUUCACUUAAUAUUCCUGCUCCACAACCUGUGUGCAUUUCUGAAAAACAGGAAAAUGAUGUUAUUAAUGCCAUCCUUAAGCAACAUACAGAGGAGAAAGAAUUUGUUGAGAAACACUUUAAUGACUUAAAUAUGAAAGCUAUGGAGCAAGAUGAACCAGCACCCCAAAAGCCUCAGUCAGCAUUUUAUUAUUGCAGAUUGCUUCUUAGUAUAUUGGGAAUGAAUUCCUGGGACAAAAGGAGGAGCUUUCAUCUGCUGAAGAAAAAUGAAAAACUACUUAGAGAACUUAGGAACUUGGAUUCAAGACAGUGCCGAGAGACACAUAAGAUUGCAGUAUUUUAUGUGGCUGAAGGACAAGAAGAUAAACAUUCCAUUCUCACCAACACAGGAGGAAGUCAAGCAUAUGAAGAUUUUGUAGCUGGUCUUGGUUGGGAGGUAAAUCUUACAAACCAUUGUGGUUUCAUGGGAGGACUACAAAAAAACAAAAGCACUGGAUUGACCACGCCAUAUUUUGCUACCUCUACAAUGGAAGUAAUAUUUCAUGUAUCAACAAGAAUGCCUUCUGAUUCUGAUGACUCUUUAACCAAAAAAUUGAGACAUUUAGGAAAUGAUGAAGUACACAUUGUUUGGUCAGAGCAUACUCGAGACUACAGGAGAGGAAUUAUUCCUACAGAAUUUGGUGAUGUCCUAAUUGUAAUAUAUCCAAUGAAAAAUCACAUGUUCAGUAUCCAGAUAAUGAAAAAACCAGAGGUUCCCUUCUUUGGUCCACUGUUUGAUGGUGCCAUUGUGAAUGGAAAGGUCCUACCCAUUAUGGUUCGAGCAACAGCUAUAAAUGCAAGCCGUGCUCUGAAAUCGCUGAUUCCACUGUAUCAAAACUUCUAUGAAGAGAGAGCGCGAUACCUGCAAACAAUUGUCCAGCACCAUUUAGAACCAACAACAUUUGAAGAUUUUGCAGCACAGGUUUUCUCUCCAGCUCCCUACCAUCAUUUACCAUCUGAUGCCGAUCAUUAAAUAUCAGUUCUGUUUAUCCAAAGGCUCCUACCCAGAGAUUCUACCCAGUGAAACUCCCACAGCAACGCAGGUAGAUGGGGCUGACCUGGCCUCUCCAAUGUCUCCUCGAACUAGCAAAAGCCGUAUGUCCAUGAAGCUGCGUCGUUCCUCUGGCUCAGCCAAUAAAUCCUAAGGAGACAGCAGCCCAGCAGAGAUCAGCAGUAGCCACCUUAGCAUGAACAUAGUGUUAACUCUUUCGGGCCCUUAUGUUUGCCAUAACAUGCAUGUUCCUUCUGAACAUUUAUUGUAAAAACAAACAAACAAACAAACAACACUGGAUUUAAAUAAUUUGUAACUUAAUAUUUCAGAUUUGAGUUGUUUAUUCAGUUGGUUUUCCCCCCCACACUCCAAACUGCCUGGGGGGUGGGGCGAGUUUUAUUUAAUACCCCUUCACCUUUCUAGAUAAUUAUGUCUAAGAAGUUUUACUUUUAAUUUCAUGAUUAACUUUGAACCAAAAUAUAAUUGGACAGCUAGUCUCAUUAUUUUAUUUAUCAUGCCCCUUUGCAACUUUAUGGGCUCAGUAAAUAUCUAAUUUUAAUUACAAAUGUAAAUUUUUAAAUGGAAGCAUUUGUAAAGUUAUAGCAAAAGUUGCAAAUCUGUUAAUACACAGGAUGUGUAUGGAUUACUUAUGUUAUGAAAAUAAAACACAAAAUAAAUGGUCUUUUAUUUAGCAUCUCAAAUUCUAACUGAAAUAAUUUUAGUGUUAACUUUUUCUUCCCGAAGCAAUGCCUCGUUUCUUGGCUGUGUGGUGACUCCAUAACAUAUCUAAUAACCAGAAAAUCACUGUGCUGAACUUUGAUUUAUGUUUAGCUUCAAUAUUUUUCUAAUGUUUUGCUUUUUAAAUGGUAUCACUGUUAAAUGCCAUUUUUUUUUUAGAUUGUGGCCCUUUAUUAUUAGCUGGUGGAUCCUGGUGUAUCUGUGUUCUUUCUUAAGUACCAAAAAGAGGGAACUUGGGAGGAAGAAAGAAAAGAAGGAGAACACUUUUCUGAUAUAAAUGUGUUAAUUAUGUGUAUUUUUUAAAAAAGGAACAUGACCUGGGAGUCUAAAUUAAAUCUAAUAUUGUUAAUACUGAACUUGCAGAUGCAGGUUGGUAUACAUUCCACUCUCCAGAAGUAUUUUCCUACAGUAGAUAAGCUGCUCACAUUCUGCUCUUAUUUUGUUUUGAAUGGGCAUCUCCUAAGGAAAUGUAGCAUGACAUUGGUACUAACUGCAUGUGUAAAUACAUCAUACCAACAAACUAUAAAAUAUAAAUUAUGUAUUAUCAUUCAUGUAUCUACAAAUUUGUAACAGUGAAAAAUAUAUAUAUGGUAUUUAGUAAUACAAUAAAAAUAUUAUCACUUA